AUGUCUCUUAUUGGCGGAUUUAGAAGCGACACUGUCGAAUCUAUCAAGGGGUGCUGUGCAGAAGAGGCGAAGAACCCACCCAUUGCUCGCAAGUAUGGGGACAUCCCAGUUUCGUAUGACAGCAUAACAAGGGAGUGGUUGACUGCCACGCUGGCCCGAGAUCGCAAAGACACUUCUGUCAAAAACUUCGCCCUGGGCCCGGAAGACAACGGCUCGUCUGAGCGACGGCGCAUCGACAUCGAGUGGGAAGGCGCUGAGGCUGACAAGAUGCCCAAGUCAGUAUUCUGCAAGGCCGCCCACUCCAUCAAUAACCGCAUUACAUUGUCGGUCGGAGGUACCUACACAGAAGUCUGCUUCUUCAACGAGGUCCGGCCUUUGAUCGAAAUCGAGGCCCCGACCGCGUACUUUGCCGGUUACAACCCGGACUCGUGGGCGGCUAUGAUCAUGCUUAAAGACAUGGGCAGUGCCACCCAUUUCUGCACGUACAAGACGGCUCUCACCAAGGUUCAGUUUGCGGAGCAGUUCCAGAUCCUGGCCAAGCUCCACGGCCGAUUCUAUCAGUCCAAGGAGCCGUUCUUUCCCCGCCUUUUGCAUUACAAGGACCGCAUUCAGAAUCUGAUUAGUAUUGGAAUCGAAGAUGCCUGCCGUAACGGAUUCAGGGAGGCACGGAGAGAAAUCCCUCCCAGACUGUUCGCUAGGGAGGCUGAAAUCUGGCCUGCCACGUUGAAGUCUGUGGAGCGCAACGCCUCCUUGCCGGAGACGACUGUACAUGGGGAUGUCCAUCUCGGUAUGAAUCCCAGGGACUGGUCGUACAGAGAUCGAGAAUGGCUAACGAUGGAGACUUCACGCAACCUAGGCAAUUGGUAUAUCACGCCCAGCGGCCACAUGGGUCUGGCAGACUGGCAGGCUAUGGCACGGGGUCACUGGUCUCGGGAUGUGGCCUACGUCUUGGGCACCGGUGUCCCCACGGAGAAGCGUCGUCUUUGGGACAAAGAGAUGGUCGAGCUGUACCUAUUCGAGUUUGAGAAGGCGGGUGGCCCAAAGGUGACAGUGGAUGAGGCGUGGCUUGAGAUCCGACGCCAGUCUCUCGGUGCUCUCGCCUACUGGACGCUGACUCUCACUCCAUCCAAACUCAUGCCGGACAUGCAGACUGAAGCGACUACUAGGGACUUCCUUGGUCGUAUCUGUGAUUUCAUGGAUGACCAUGAUGUGCUAGACGCGUUUGACUUUUAG
Messenger RNA from Thyridium curvatum, 1233 nucleotides. RefSeq lists its product as uncharacterized. The coding region runs from base 1 to 1233 and encodes 410 amino acids. The record is from RefSeq and is a predicted model, not a curated record. The transcript has a single exon. NCBI's taxonomy places the organism in Eukaryota, Fungi, Ascomycota, Sordariomycetes, Thyridiales, Thyridiaceae.